Leptidea sinapis is the source of this 1277-nucleotide messenger RNA. Its product is annotated as ATP synthase mitochondrial F1 complex assembly factor 2. Gene Ontology annotation, biological process: mitochondrial proton-transporting ATP synthase complex assembly. The record is from RefSeq and is a predicted model, not a curated record. The transcript is spliced from 6 exons. Gene Ontology annotation, cellular component: mitochondrion. Lineage: Eukaryota; Metazoa; Arthropoda; Insecta; Lepidoptera; Pieridae. Bases 195 to 1004 code for a protein of 269 amino acids.
CUUGAAAAAUGAAAUGAUUUAAAAAAAUUAGAAAAUUCGUAAAUAAAAUAAAAAAAAACAAUAGAAUUAUUUUAAUUAAGAAAAUUUAAAACUCUUCUUAUCCAAAACUAAUAAGAGAAAUAUUUAAAACAAAUUUCUCUUAAUAGUUAAUACCACUGAUACCUCUUUUGUAACUGUUUAUAAUAAUUAAAAUCAUGUUUCUUAACUUAAGACCUUUCUUUCAUAUAGAAAAAUCCAUAUCUAAACAUUGCAGAUUCUAUGCUACGAGGAAGAGAUUUUACAGGCGCGCUGAUGUAAUUCAAAACGAUAGGAAUUGGGGAGUUACUUUAGAUCACCGGAAGUUAAAAACUCCUAAUGGACAGUUGUUAACAGUUAAUUCAGAAGAUCUUGCCCGUGCUUUAGCUGCUGAGUGGGAUGCACAGCAAGAUAUAAUUUCACAACCUUCUAUGCAUUUAACGGCCUUGUGUAAUACUGCACUGGAUAACCCUGGCAAGCUAAGCCAGCAUGAUAUUACAAGUUAUUUAAUUGACUUUUUAGCUACAGACACAAUUUUAUUUUACUCUGAUGAGGACGAGGAACUUAAAACUUUACAAGAGAGUAAAUGGGGAGCAGUGCUGGAGUGGUUUCAAAAUAGAUUUAAUGUUGUACAAGAAGUGGCUGUAGGUCUGCAACCACCACCUGUGCCUGUUGAAACUAGAGCUGUUUUAGCCAGGCAUUAUCUAUCCUUUGAUUUUGCAGCUUUAAAUGCAAUAAAUUUUGGAGUGGAAACUUUGAAGUCGCCAAUAUUAAUGCUCGCUUGUGUGGACCGAUACUUACAACCAACAGAAGCCGUGAUGCUUGCAAGAUUAGAGGAAGAGUAUCAGUUGCGCCGAUGGGGCAGAGUUCCUUGGGCUCAUGAGCUGAAUCAAAUGGAGCUAACAGCACGCGUUGCUGCAGCCCUUCUUAUUGUACAGACCUCGACGGACUACCAAUCCGCUAAGGAGAAGAAAAAGGUUUCUGUAUAAAGAAAGUCUAUGUAACGUACCUACUUCUGUAGUAUACUUUAACCCCCUUAUUCAUAAUAGUCUGCUAACUUAAAGCAUUGCUAAUUCUCACUCUGUCUUCUUCUAUAGACCUAAGUCAGAAUGAGAAAAAACACUCCUAAGCGGCUGUUUAAAGUUAGCGGACCAUUAUGAAUAAGGGGGCAAAUAGUUACCAGACAUUGCUUACGACUUAAUGUCGAUGUAAUGAAUGUAUAGAAUCAUUUUAUUGAAAAUAAAAUAAAUGAAUCAAAAUAU